Messenger RNA from Perca flavescens (yellow perch), 622 nucleotides. RefSeq names its product acylphosphatase 1, erythrocyte (common) type. The record is from RefSeq and is a predicted model, not a curated record. NCBI's taxonomy places the organism in Eukaryota, Metazoa, Chordata, Actinopteri, Perciformes, Percidae. Gene Ontology annotation, molecular function: acylphosphatase activity. Bases 149 to 445 code for a protein of 98 amino acids. The transcript has 3 exons.
CCACUGAACAUCACUUCCUGAAGCAGAGCCCCGUAUGUUUCAAAAUCGAGGUCCAUCGGAGCUGCUCUGCUGGGGAUAGAUAGCCAUAGCAUAAUACAUUCAUGCUGGAUAGUCGUCCCACGGCUUCCUAACAAUAUUCAGGUCCACUAUGGCCAACGAAGAUCUAAUUUCAGUGGAUUAUGAAAUUUUUGGAAGAGUGCAAGGUGUAUUUUUUCGGAAAUACACUCAAGCAGAAGGGAAGAAACUUGGUCUGGUGGGAUGGGUCCAAAACACAGGCGCAGGAACUGUUCAGGGGCAGCUACAAGGCCCACGCAGCAAGGUGAAAGAAAUGCAAGUAUGGCUGAAAUCCACCGGGAGCCCCAAGUCAAACAUAACCAAGGCAGAGUUCAAGAAUGAGAAAACGGUCAAUAGCCUAGAACACUCAACUUUUAACAUAGUAAAAUGAAAUAACUCAUAGAUUGUGCUUGUAAUGUUAACUUUGAAGCAUAUGUUUUAUUUAUUUAGUAUUUUCUUAUUGGUUGGAUUGCAAUUCAAGUCAUGAAUUAAAAAAGAUGUGUUAAGGUUAUGUCUCCUUAACAUCUACAAUAUGGAAUUACAUUCAAUAAAUGGAAAAUUCCUUUCA